Messenger RNA from Chrysochloris asiatica (Cape golden mole), 1517 nucleotides. Its product is annotated as rho-related GTP-binding protein RhoU-like. Gene Ontology annotation, biological process: small GTPase-mediated signal transduction. The record is from RefSeq and is a predicted model, not a curated record. NCBI's taxonomy places the organism in Eukaryota, Metazoa, Chordata, Mammalia, Afrosoricida, Chrysochloridae. The coding region runs from base 1 to 1452 and encodes 483 amino acids. The transcript has 5 exons. Gene Ontology annotation, molecular function: GTP binding; GTPase activity.
AUGGCGGAGUGCGGCAGCUGGGAAGACCCAGCAUGGGAGAGUUUGAAGAACCACAGCCAGGGAGGUGGGAACAUUGUGAGAAAAAAGGCGGUGGCUUGGGUUUCUCCGCCCCCUCAAGAGCGAGGGGCGGAGAACCGUCCAGCCAAUUGGCGCCGGCGGCUUCACUCGGGCUCCGGGACUCGGAGGGAGCUGCCCAGUGUUACGGCCGCGCCCUCAGUGAGACGGCUUUCAAGUCUCUGUGUGCGCGCCCGGCGACGAACUAGCUCGGCCAGAGGUGCAGCGGCUCAGCGCGCAGGCAGAGUGCGCUGUGGCCUCGGCCAGAGAGGGAGCCGUCGCCACCGCCGCGCGUGCUGGGCCGCCCCUUUUUUCCCUUCCCGGUCCGCACCCCACGAGUUGUGUCACGGAGGAGCGGCGGGAGAGGAGGUGCUCGGCUCAGAUCCUAGGCUACAGUUCUCCGCGCCCUACAAACCAAGCCAGAGGCGCUCCUACACCAGCUACCUGCGGCGUGGACGCCCGCGGGAUCCCAGGACGCCCCAGGCGCUCGGCAGCUGUGGUGAAGGGAAGGAGCUGCUGGCCCUCGGAGAUCCAGGGCCCCUCUUGUUCCCCCGUCUCCAGCCACUGGUCCCCCUAGAUCCUUUCACUUCCACGUUCGAGACUGAGAGCUCAAUGCCGCCGCAUCAAGGGAACCCAGAAUACAUCAGCAAGCCUGUGGCGGAUUGCUGUGGCUGCGAGGUGCCGCCCGUGCCUCCGCGCAGGGUGCGCAGCGGCAGAACUGCAGCGCUAGCUUCUCGCUGUCGGGCUGGCGGCGCCGAGAGGCGCAGCAUCAAGUGCGUGCUGGUCGGAGAUGGCGCCGUGGGGAAAACAAGCCUGGUGGUGAGCUAUACCACCAAUGGCUACCCCACCGAAUACAUCCCCACUGCCUUCGACAACUUCUCCGCUGUGGUGUCUGUAGAUGGGCAACCUGUGCAACUUCAGCUUUGUGACACCGCUGGCCAGGAUGAGUUUGACAAGCUCAGACCCCUCUGCUACACGAACACAGACAUCUUCCUGCUGUGCUUCAGUGUGGUGAGCCCUUCAUCUUUCCAAAAUGUGAGUGAGAAGUGGGUGCCUGAGAUCCGCUGUCAUUGUCCCAAAGCCCCCAUCAUCCUGGUCGGCACUCAGUCGGAUCUCCGAGAAGAUGUCAAAGUCCUCAUUGAGUUGGACAAAUGCAAAGAGAAACCAGUGCCUGAAGAGGCGGCAAAGUUGUGUGCCGAAGAAAUCAAAGCCUCCUCUUACAUAGAAUGUUCCGCCUUGACUCAGAAGAACCUCAAAGAAGUCUUUGACACAGCCAUUGUUGCUGGCAUUCAAUACUCGGACACUCAACAACAACCAAAGAAAUCCAAGAGUAGGACUCCAGACAAGAUGAAAAACCUCUCCAAGUCCUGGUGGAAGAAAUACUGUUGUUUUGUAUAAUGCUGGCAAGAAAGUCAGAAAAACUAUUUUCAGAUGAAAUCAAUAUUAGACGCUAUAUUAGCUGA